Trichoderma harzianum CBS 226.95 is the source of this 1077-nucleotide messenger RNA. RefSeq lists its product as hypothetical. The transcript has a single exon. The record is from RefSeq and is a predicted model, not a curated record. NCBI's taxonomy places the organism in Eukaryota, Fungi, Ascomycota, Sordariomycetes, Hypocreales, Hypocreaceae. Bases 501 to 989 code for a protein of 162 amino acids.
CACGACUAUUGCCACUCAAGGUAGGUAGUAGCGUUAUAGUACGUGUAUCACGUACUGCUUGCAUAUGCCGGCGCAUUCCAUCAAAACGGAAUAGGUACGGAGGUGCCCGCAUCGCCAUUUUUUUUCUUUCUUAUCCUCUGUUCCAGCCCUGCAGAUGGCCACUUACCUGUACGACCGGGUCUCCAGUAUACGGCUUGAGCUGAAGAGUUGGAGUCCGGCAGAUGGCUGGACAGGGGAUCCUGCUUUUGGGAUGGUCACUGCCAGCCCUUUUUCGCCCUCGUCUCCCUUGCGUCGGACUAGGUUUGUACCUUUUUCUCUUUUCUUUUCCUUUUUUCUUCUUUUCCUUCUCCAUCUCGGCCCCUCUCGCUACUUUUCCUGGUUUUAGUGCAGCUAAUCAUUGGUUCACUAGUCUCACCCUUGCCAAGGUUUCUCAUGCUAUGACCUAGCAAGACAUGUACUACACUUCUAACUAGGUAGCUUGUAUUAUCCUCCUUCGUACGAUGCCCUACGAUGCCGCCACACAGGCGUACGAGAGGGUGAGCCAUCAGCUGGAUCAAGUCUCACCCGGCCCUGCCUCCCGGUUCUCGAAGCCUUCUUUUUGCUUUUUCUAUUCCGCCCGUUUACGGCAACGCUAUUGGUUGUGCGACAUGAAUCUUACCGCAAAUCAAACUUCCCCAAGGUUUGUUAAAAAUGACAGACAGGCCUUUAGCGGCAAACCCUAUGUGUCCCAGGAUGGGGAUUUGCACCAGUUUUCGUGGAGCAUCGCGAUGAGCUUGCCACGGGCAGGUGGUAAGCAGACAAUAUCAACAAGUACAUGCUCAUACAUGUUUGUACUUUGCUCUGAUGGAGUCCUCGUUAAAAGAGGCCCCUCUAUAUCUUCGAGCGAGCCGAGGCCGCCGGCACUCUUCUUUUAUAUACACGCCCAGAACAACACCGUGUGCCACCCUCUCCGGCAAGGCCGCUCGGCAGCUUUCCCCUUUGUCUCAUAAUCACACAGGAAAAAAAAAGGAUACGCAUAUUCGGACCUGCAAAUUGCUGCCUGGCUAGAAUGCAACAGCUACUGCCAAAAACAUCGCC